Ostertagia ostertagi is the source of this 2586-nucleotide messenger RNA. The record is from the annotation of a GenBank genome assembly. NCBI's taxonomy places the organism in Eukaryota, Metazoa, Nematoda, Chromadorea, Rhabditida, Trichostrongylidae.
AUGACCCUCCGAGACUACGUUUCUCGUCUUUUCCCGCGUUUGGCGAAGACCACCUCAAUCCUCAAGACCGGCUACUAUGUCGGAUGGGAGGGUCUCACCUGCUACCAGUUCGGCGACCUCGUCUUCCGCAACAUCGUGGAACUGCUCACCGACAUCGCCAACGACGUCACCUGGGUGCAUCUCGACAAAAACGACACGCUGACCUUCGCACGCUUCGCCCGCUUCUUCGAGGACGAGGGCAAGGCCAUCCUUUGGCGUAUCUACCGCCGAGGCUUCGCCGUCAUCGGGCUGAACAAGGAGCGGGGCGACUUCCGUCUGCUCAACGAGAGCGAGUACCUGUGUGUCGGCAACGGUGCCGACGUGGCCAUCAAGGCGAAAGACCCCGAGCUGUUCUGCUACGUCAUGAAGUCGCCCGUCUAUGCCGAGGAGGCGCGCAGCGACUACGACCUCUGCCGCCCCUUCGUCAAGUUCCUCGACAACACCCUCAACGCAUCGAACACCGCCUGCGAGAAGAUGGGCGCAUUCGUGGUCGCCUCUCCCGACAACGGCAGCAUGGCCCCGACCGUAUCCACUCUCAAACCCGAGGACAAGAAGGAGAUGGAGGAGACCAUCUCGCAGGAAUACGGCCUGCUGAACAAGCAGCGGCAGAUCAUGCUCCUCCCCCGUGGGAUGAAGUUCGAGACCAUCAACCUCGCCAGCAUCGACACCAAGAUGAGCGACCGCGUGAGGAUGUGCGUCUGCGCCAUCGCCGACCGCAUCAAAGUCCCCGCCAACCAGAUCGCCAUUAUCGACGCCACCUCGUCCAAGACGCUGGCCAACGGCACCGAGCUGCGCGAGGGAGACUUCAACAAGUACCAGAGCUUCGAGCGUGACUGGCAAGAGGUCACCGCACUGCCGCUGUCUACCAUCACCAAGAGGGACACCGACACGAAGCUCCUCGACGGCCUUAUCAUCAAAGGCUACGAGACCAAGUUCGGCAAGACCAACGAGAACGGCGAACGAUACGAGCAGGGCUGCCUCGACGAUUUCAUCCAGUCCUACUUCAUCGACAACAAGCUCAACAUGGUGGUGGACGUUCAGCACGGCUGGACGAUCGACGACCAAGUCGGCCGUGUCAUCUACCUCGAGGCCAACACCGUGGGCUUCUACUUCGUCGCCUACAUACCCCGCCGCCUUCCCCGCUACGAGCAAGUCAAGACCAUGCUCGAGGAGGGCAUCCUUCAAGGCUUCAGCAAGUGCGGCUGGGCCACCGAAUACGAAUACCGCUACAAGGAGAACGGCGAGUUCGACUAUAUGCUCAUCCGCAAGAUGGACGUCCUCUCCGUCUCCCUCGUCACCGCACCCGCCAACGCCGUCGCCUUCGAGGCCAUCGGCGAGGCUACCAAGAUCGCCAACGCACGCAAGCAAGUCAAGAACGAGUUGACCGAGGACGCCGCCGAGCUGCGCCGCAGCCUGGUGGAGAUGCUCGACGAACUCGAGAACGCCGAGAUAGAGGUGGACGAGGCCGAGCUGGCCAGCAGAGUCCGCGAACUCAUCGACGCCUACAACCGUGAAGACCGUGACGUCCCCGAGGCUGUGGCCAACGCCAUCGCCAAGGUCGAGAAGCGCGUCAUGGAUAUGUACAAGACCAUGCCCGUGAGCGACAAGCUGACGCCCGCCGUCAAGAACCAGGUGGCCGCCGCCAUCCUGCGCUCCAAGGGCCGCGAGGGCAUCACCGACGCCGUCAACGCCGUCCUCUUGAAGAACGGCAUCACGGGUUUGUCGUUCAACGACACCAUCGACUUCGCCGUCAACGACAACUGGGGCGACAGCGACGAACUCUUCGCAGCCUUGAAGAAGGUGAGUUUCUCCAAGUUCUUCUACACCGACCAGGACUUCAACGACGCCGACGUCGUGGCCCACGGCUGGGACAAGACCUCCGUCACCGAGAAGGAAAUCCAAGCCCUCACGGUGCAAGGCAAGACCAUCACCACGCAGUACAUCUACAAGCGUCAGCAGGUCGCCUUCGAAGACCUCGACGACAUCGAGGAGAGCGGCAGCACCGCCACCUUCCUGCGUUGGCUGAAUGAGGAACUGGACCGCCAGAUCAUCAACGCCAUCAUCUCCGUCAUGCUCGGCAACACGACCGACUUCACCGACAUCACCACCAUCGAGCCUCUCGUUGGCCUCGGCACCUCGGAUGCCUUCCGCACCGCCGUGACCGUGGUCGACCCGACCGACGUGACCUUCGUCGAAGCCCGUACCAUCGCCGACGCCGUCCGUACUGGCAUCGGCCCCAAGUGGAUGGUCAUGAGCCAAGCCCAACUGACCGCCCUCGCCAAGUUCAAGUACGCUUCCGGUGGCGAUGACAUCUUCCGCAGCAAGGAAGAGGUCGCGGCCAUGCUGGGCGUGGAUCGCAUCUAUGUGACCGACAAGGCCACGGGCCUCAUCUGCUUCGUCCCGUCCGAGUACUGGGUGAAGGAGAAGAACGCCAUGCAGGUGAGUUAUCCGAAGUAUGAGUUCAACGUCAUGAACUACCAGCGUGAGCGCAACAUCGGCGCGGCCGUCCACGGUCUGCUGUCGGUCGCCUUCGGUGUUGGUUCCUAA